Molecule: messenger RNA, 1034 nt
Organism: Cicer arietinum (chickpea)
Lineage: Eukaryota; Viridiplantae; Streptophyta; Magnoliopsida; Fabales; Fabaceae
Product: non-specific lipid transfer protein GPI-anchored 6
Source: RefSeq, a predicted model, not a curated record
GACCGUUGGAUUAAGGUACAAUUUGUUAAUGAGUAGGUCCUAGAGACAAAAAUUCUCUCACAUGUGAUUGCUAGGGAAGACCCCACACCACAAUGAGAAGAAAGAAUAACAAGUUUGAAAAAUAGAAAUUAAAUUAAACUCACUAAGUCACAAGCAAAGCAUAGCAUAAAAGAGGUUCUUAUGUUAGAUUCCUUUCCCCCAACUCACAAAAAUAAAGUCUUGCUCUUUCAACUUUAUUGCAUUUUCUCUCUGUCUUUCAAUGGUUUCCAACAAAAGGGUAACUGAUAUUGUAACAUUAUUAGUAGUUGUACUAUUGGUUGGUUUUGUGAACUCAGAUUUAACAAAAGACAGAGAAGAAUGUGCUGACAAAUUAGUGACUCUUGCUAGUUGUCUUCCUUACGUGGGUGGUGAUGCCAAUACUCCUGCUAUAGAUUGUUGCACUGCCCUUAAACUAGUCCUUGAUAAGACCAAGAAAUGUAUAUGUAUCCUAAUCAAAGAUCGUAAUGAUCCUAAACUUGGCUUCACUUUGAAUGCCACUCUUGCUGUUCAGCUUCCAAAUGCUUGUCACAUUCCAUCUAAUAUAUCUCAAUGUGUAGAUCUUUUGCAUUUGUCACCUAAAUCUGCUGAAGCUAAGGUGUUUGAAGGACUUGGAAAUUCUACCCAAACAAACAGUUCCACACCAGUUUCCAAUGGUGGUGCUGAGAAGGGACCAAGCUCAAGUUCUGAGGAAAAGAGUGGUUGUGAUUUGGGAAAGAGGUGGCUGGUGGCAGAGUUGGUUUUUGCUAUUUUACCAUUUGUUUUCAUUCUAGCUUGAUGUUUCAAGUUUCAAAACCAUGAUCAAGAUUUAGAAAAAAAAUUAUUACUUGGAUAUAUUUAAUAUUGGUUUUGGUUGAUCUAAUACUCAUUAGUCACUAGUUCUAUCUAUUUCUCUUAGUUUUACUUUUGUUGUGCUAUGUUUCCCAAUUCCUAUAUUUUUGAACAAAUUCUUGUUACUGUCUAUUUAUCUAUUUUUAGUAACCUUGGUAGUUGGCAUA